Molecule: messenger RNA, 900 nt
Organism: Xenopus laevis (African clawed frog)
Lineage: Eukaryota; Metazoa; Chordata; Amphibia; Anura; Pipidae
Gene: nudt2.S
Product: nudix hydrolase 2 S homeolog
Source: RefSeq, marked provisional
CUCUUCGCUGCACCACGUGACGAGCAGAGGCGCCGUCUGUCACACAAGAGCAGCAGCAGCAGCAUGGCUUUACGGGCUUGUGGUCUGAUAAUAUUCCGGAGAUGCAAGGCGGGAAUCUCAGCUGCUGCCACAGAUGCUAUUGAGUUCCUCCUCCUACAGACUUCCUACGGGGAACACCACUGGACACCCCCAAAAGGCCAUGUGGACCCUGGAGAGGAUGAUAUGAGCACUGCCCUGAGAGAGACAGAGGAAGAGGCCGGCCUGGACUCCAGCCACAUCAGCCUGGUGAAAGGGUUCCACAAAGAACUGAAUUACAAUGUCCGAAACAGGCCAAAAACGGUUAUAUACUGGCUGGCGGAGCUGAAGGACUACACCACUCCAGUGAGGCUCUCCAAUGAGCACCAGGACUACCGCUGGCUCCAACUGGAAGAGGCCUGUAAAUACUCUGGUUACCAAGAUAUGAAAAACACCCUGAAAGAGGCGCAUCAGUUCCUGCUCAACCAGGAAGUGGAACCAAGACAGCAGUAAAGAGAUGCUAUCCUCCCCUGAAAAUGUUUCAAGUGGACAUUUAUGUCAACAAUAAAGACACUGAGGCAUCAAAGUACUAGAAGCUGCCAUGUUUUAAUUAAAUAGCAUUAUGGGGCAGCCAGGUAUAAUCAUUUUAAUCACUGUGUGAAAAUUAUUGAACCCUUUUGGUCUCCCCCCAGCCUGCUGCAAGGGCUUUUGGGAAGAGUGGUGGGACUCGAGCAUCUCUUGAAAGGGUCAAACCCAUUCAUGGAGUACAUGAAAUACCAUAUUUGUGUAAAACAAUUUGCCUUGAAUUUAUUGCUUAAUCAGGAAUUGUCAAAAAAAAAUUUGCUUGAAAGAAAACAGUGAAAAUAAAUGGUACUUUAUACUAAA